This is a messenger RNA of Aspergillus welwitschiae, 1712 nucleotides long. RefSeq lists its product as uncharacterized. Bases 340 to 1602 code for a protein of 420 amino acids. The record is from RefSeq and is a predicted model, not a curated record. NCBI's taxonomy places the organism in Eukaryota, Fungi, Ascomycota, Eurotiomycetes, Eurotiales, Aspergillaceae. Gene Ontology annotation, cellular component: plasma membrane; cellular bud neck. The transcript is spliced from 2 exons.
UCAAUUCCGAUCGCCUUGUUGAGCAUUUGCGCGCUCUUCCUCUCCCUCCCUUCCUCGGUGCGACUGUCGCGCAACGCCGCAAAUUGAGCCACUCAUUACGAUACCGAAUCAGUGACAGUAGACAAAGCCAGAUGUGUCUCUGCUAACCGUUCAUUAAAACUGCUUACUUCGAAAACCGGAUUGGAAGAACUAUCCCUUGGUGCAUAGUCGCUUAUCUCAUACUGUGCUUUUGUUGCAUGACCGCGCCAGCUGUGUGUCAGGAACACGCUCUAUACCGUCUUUGGUCGGCUGUGGGACUCGAAGGAUUUCCCGGUGGAUCGCGCACGUCUUGCCAGGAUAAUGAGUCCGGUGGAUAAGGCUCCCGUCCCCUUGUGGGCGAGGGAUGUUGUGAGCGAUCUCAAGUCCGACGCCAGUACGUUUACUAGUUGGGACAAGUGCAUGUCCAAGGCUUACUGCAAGUGGCCUGUUAUCGUCGCUAUCAUCAUCGCAGCGCUGAUUCUCCUCUCCGUUAUCGCUUGCGUGAUCAAUUGCCUGUGCUGUGGUGUGCAAUGUUGCAAAUGCUGUUGUGGAUGUUGUUUCAAGUGCUGCCCGGGUUUCAAGAGGAAGAGGAACAAGCAAAAAUACUUGGACGACCAGUAUGACCAACCGCCUCCCAUGCCUGCUAUGCCGACAAUGCCAGCACCUAUGAACAAUGCCUAUCAGACGCCCUACCAACCACAGGCACCGCCCGUGUACCGUGGAGCAGAAGUGGCACGGUUCGAUACGCCGUCAAGCCCGGCACACGGAAAGUUUGACGAGGAUGCGUUGCCCGCCAUGCCUACCUGGGAAAGUGCCGUGACAAAGAAGGUAGAGGAUGAGGACCCCCACGCGGAAUCACUCGAGAUGAAACCUCUGAGCAAUGCGAACCAGGAGCCUCGUCGCAUGCCCUCUGGUGCCCGAUCUGUUACAGGAGGCUAUGGCGGCCCUCCGCCGUCGAGAAUCGCAACGCCUGCUGCACCAGGCGCAUACCAUUCCGAGCCUCGAGGAUACGACGGAUAUGAUGGACCGGACGCUUAUGGCUAUCACGCGCCUGGUCCACGGUCGCCUCCGCCAGUUUCUCCAUACGAGCACCAGCCGUACAGCGAAUAUCCCCACGAAGACCGCUUCCAUAACAUGUCACCGGCUCCCACGUACACCACGCAACCGCAAUAUAUGCCCAUGGACGCGACGCAACCCCAUCAUGCACCUACGGACGGCAUGCAGCCAUAUCAGAUGCCCAUGGACGGCAUGCACCCGCAUUAUAUGCAACCAGAGCCUGCGCACUCGCACUACAUGCCGCCGCACCAGAUGCCUCCGGAUACAGGCACGUACGGACAGCCGAUGCCGAUCAACAGGACAUUCUCUCCAGCUCCGACGCUCCACUCGGCGAUGAGUGCGCCUCGUCCGGUCCCGUACCGCCAGCCUUCUCCAGGCUUCCAGGCCCCGCCGUACCGCAACAUGUCUCCAGCGACUCCCACAUCGCCCCCUCCUCCGUUCUCUACGACCCCUGCGCCUCGCGAAGCCAAUGAACCGGGCCGGCCCCCGAGUCUUUUGCAGAGCGGACGCAGGCCUACCAACUUUUAAGUCGCCUUCCACCCCCAGUAGCCAUGAUAUUUUCAGCAACCGGUCUCAUGACCGAAGCUGACCCUACUCGCAUGUGCUUGGCACGUCCCUCCAUAUGGGAGCAGCGUGAU